This is a messenger RNA of Salvelinus sp. IW2-2015, 3487 nucleotides long. Lineage: Eukaryota; Metazoa; Chordata; Actinopteri; Salmoniformes; Salmonidae. The record is from RefSeq and is a predicted model, not a curated record.
UCUUGGAUCUGUAGACAUCUAGUUUCAAUUCUUCUACCUCUUUCUCCAGGCACCCCGGUGAACCGCAUCCCCAUCAUGGCUAAGCAGAUUCUGGACCUGUACAUGCUCUACAAGCUGGUGACGGAGAAGGGCGGCCUGGUGGAGGUCAUUAACAAGAAGAUCUGGAGAGAGAUCACCAGAGGACUCAACCUGCCCACCUCCAUCACCUCAGCAGCCUUCACCCUCCGCACACAGUAUAUGAAGUACCUGUACCCGUACGAGUGUAGGAAGAAAGGGCUGAGCUCUCCAGGCGAGCUCCAGGCUGCUAUAGACGGUAACCGAAGGGAAGGCCGAAGACACAGCAACAGCCUGUACCGCUUCUCCCCCUCCACCGCCCCUGGCUACCCACACCACUCCCUCCUCUCKCCCCCCAAGAUGCCCCACCACUCCUCAGCCGGUCACAACGGCCUGCACACCUCCCCCAGCCCAUCUCUGAARMGAUCCACAGUCCCUGAGGAGAUUUCAACCCCCAUGCUUCCAAGCCGUCUACCCAUGGCCCAUGCGCUCUCCCUGGGGCAGCAGCAGCAGCUAGCCCAGGCCGCCACCCUGGAGCACCUUCGAGAGAAGCUGGAGAGGGCUGCUGGAGGAGGAGAGGGUCCAGACAUGACGAUGGCUCGUUUGGCCAUGGAGGAACAGCAGAGACUGAUGCAACAGGCGUUCCAACAGAGCCUGUUGGCUAUGGCCWCUCACUUCAACCCCGGCAUGAAGCAACUCAAACUCAACAACAGCAGACACGAGAGUACCACUGAACAAGACCUGUCUCUCAGUAUUUCCAGUAAUGGGGCAGCCAGCAUCAGUGUGUCUGUGGAGGUCAAUGGAACUCUAUACUCAGGAAUGCUGUUUGCCCAGAAGACUCCUGGUGCAGCCUCUGUGAUGUCAGAGACCGUGGCUCCUGCUGGACAGAGUGGUUUUGGUGUUCUCUCCUCCUCUCAGAGCCCUUCCUCUGCAUCCUCUUCCUCCAAGGGGCCAAACUGACCAUGGUGCUCCAUCAGUCUCUCUGCAGGGUUACUCAUGUUAUUCUAUUGGCCUGUGUUGAGGAUAAAUUAGUGCUCAAUCAAAUACCUCUUCUUUAGUCAAACUGAACUUGUCUGUUACUGACGACAAUUAUGGGGGUGGAAAAUCAAAGGAAUUUACCUUAAAAAAACGAAUGUACUUUUUUAUUAGUAAGUUCGUUUUUCUAAUUGCACCCCUGACAACCAAUCAACUGUUGUACAAUCCCUUUAUCUUUGUACUGAACACAAAUUUGCUUUAAAAACAAGCAAUGCAUUUUGGGAAAAUCUCAAUUAGAACCAGGUGAAGAAGGCAAAUUUUGGAUUUUGCGACGCUUUUAUUUUUUGAUUUCUUUUAAUUUCACGUAUUACAAAAAAAAGUGCUGUUUUCUUUGUAUACCUCAAUUCAUUGGCUGUGAGAGCUACAGUAUUAGUAAAGAACCGUUUCCCUUAUUGACACAACACAAACUGCUUGUGAACAGACUAAUGUAUUUUAGUCAUGUAAGGAGGACUCACAAUUGGACUUUAGUUUAUUUUCUAAACCUUUAGAAUAAAGCAAAAAAAGCAUGAUUGAAAAGGUUUGUGCAAAAAACGAAAUUCUUUUUAGGUGUUUUUUUUUUACAUCAAAAUACUGUAUGGUGAUUGGCUAUACUCUGGAGCCGAUUGGUUGUCUACCUCAUUUGAUGGUUUUAACAUUAUGUAGCCAUCACUUCUGUUUACGAUAUGUUAUUAUAGCCAUCAGCAGGACAAUAUGGAUGCCAAUAAGGGCUUUCAACCGGUGCGUUCAUUUUAACUCACCUUUGGCGCYGGUUGGGUGGAGUUGGCACAUUUUAGACCAUCCUAAAGUGAAAGCUCCCCCUGUUCACAGGCAGGGUGAGGUGAAACUGAUGCACCCACAUGGCAUGAUCUCUUACAAUUAGCUGAAGUUAAACAACUGGUAACAGCUCAGAGACGAGCUGUUUUGUAAAACAGGAAACUAUACACGUCUUACCUCAUUUAAAGGGGAAGUUCAGUAUUUUACAACUUGAUGUUUACACUGUUCCUCGCCCUGAAUGUAGUCUAUGGCCCUAUGAGUUCAGGGUGAGGAUCCAUCUAGCGUUGAAGUUGUAAAAUACUGAACUUCCUCUUUUUUAAAAGCCUUUCCAUCUCGGGAAGUGAUUUUCUCAGGAACUCACAGGACCAGGGUAGUCUGUCUUAGAAUACUCUUCAGGAAAAUAGUUCAGUAUUCAUACAGUGGGACACUGAAAAAGGUCUACCUCACUUGUGACAUCUGUGUCAUGGGAGCUGGGUUGUGUUCAUUAGCGCAAAAUGCUUUGAAAGGUGGGGGGGGGCUCAGCCGCCCGUCUAUCUUUCAAACCAGUCAUUAUUUAAUAUGAUAAUUCUGUACGUACAAUCAUGGGGCCAUCAUCAUAGCCUGGUAAAACCAUACUGAAUGCUCUGUCAGUGUUUUCAGAUCAGCGUUAUUUCACUUUUGCGAAAACAUUCCGUUUGGUUUAACCAGGCUAACAAUCAUGUAUACCUCACACUGCAAACUACACACACACACACACAAAAUGCCUCAGAAUCACCAGCUAGCUGCAUUAUAUACCAAAGACCUGAUGUAUUGAUAGGAAACAAUUCAAMUGUUUCUGGUGUUUGUUCACUCAAUGUAUUCUUAUGUGGACAAGAGGAACUAAAUAAACUCCUUGAGGAAAUAAAAGUCGCUUUCUCACUUUGUAUUGCUAUUUGUGUUGCUGCUUCUUCAUAAGACCGAAAGCCUGGUUGGUCUUAACGCAUUAGGAAUGUAGUUUAUAGAUGUGUCAUGCAUUACGAAUGUCUCAUAACUGACAUCGAUAUAAGGUGUUAUGUUUACUUAUGCAUUAUGGGAAGUGUUAGUUAGUUAGUAGGAUGUAGUAUAGGAUGGAUGCAGUAUGAUUCAGUGACCUGUUGUGGGUGGCAUUGUCUCUUAGACUGAGAUUACAUCCAGCGACAUCUCYGGAGCAGAGUCCAUAUCUGUGCUCUGUUUAUUUCAAAUGUGUAUUACUCUUUUAUUAAGCCUCUACCUUUAACCUCACAGAUAUCUGGUGUAAUUCUCCUGUCUUGUCUGGUGUCCUUUUGUGAUCUUAAGUAUUCUCCCAUCUUUCUCUCGCUCUCUCUCUCUCCCCUCCCGGAGGACCUGAGCCCUAGGACCAUGCCUCGGGCYUUCCUGGCCUGAYGACUCCUGGCUGUCCCCAGUCCACCUAGUCAUGCUGCUGAUCCAGUUUCUGCUGUUCUGCCUGCGGAUAUGGAACCCUCACCUGUUCACCGGACUUGCUAUUUCGACCCUCUCUCUCGCUCUCUUUCUUGCUUACACACUUGCUGUCCUGUCCUCUGAAUGCUCGGCUAUAAAAAGCCAACUGACAUUUACGCCUGAGGUGAAUGACCAUCUACUUCCAAGCAUUAUUUGUCCUUUUUGAAUAAACCUAUUUUCCUCCCACUGA